UAGUAUGUAUAUAAAUAAAGAAUGGUUAAGGAAUACUAAUAGUGCCUAAAGAUUUCAAUUGGUUGGAUGAGCUGACACAUUCCAAUACUACUUAUUUAAUUCUCUCUUAUAGAAGUGAAAGUUGGUAACUUUUCUCUUUACUGCAUCUUCUAGUUCUACAACACUUAACAUAUAUAAUACAUUACUGUACAUUUUGCCGCCAUUAAAAAUGCUUUCUUUUUCUUCUUCUGCGACUCUCGUCAAACUCACCACCUUCUUCUUCUACUCAUCAUAGACACCGUUCCUUUCUGGGUUCAAUUAAAGAUCAAUUUUGUUCCUUUUCAAAACCAUGUUCGAUUUAGAAACUCAAAGCAAAAUCCCAAAACCAAUCCAAAUACUAUGCCACCAAUUACACACCUUCAAAAAAUCAAUCUUCGGCUUUCUCCUAUGCCUUCCGACCUCUCUUCUCGCUCUUCUUCUUCUCAUCCUUCUCGCCUACAAUGGCGUCUCCGUCUUCUGUGUUCAUCUCCCUUUUCUCCCCAAGACCCCACUCCCUCCUCUAAUCCCUCCAUCUCAGCUCAUUCUUCCCUCCAAUUUCUCCCGCCAAAAUCUCGCCGGAGAUCAUAACACUAAGCUUCUUCUCCAAUGGCCGCCGAAUCCAUCUUCUCCUUCUCCGACGAAGCUUUCUUUUUCUUCUUCUUCUUCAGUGUAUGUUGUUAGAGAAGAAAACGCUCCUCUCUUUAUAAAGACUACUACCCAUUUUCCCAGUUCACCCAAACCCGAAGUUUCGCUCGUUAAACCGGUACCCAUUACCGGUUCGGCGAGCCGGAGAGCCAGAAGGUUGAAGAAGAUGAAACGAAAGCUUCGGUCUUUGACUUCAUCAUCGUCGGAAACGGUGACGACGAAUCAGCCGUUUUCGAAGAGAAUCAAAGAGUUUUUUGUUUCCAAAAACUGCACCAAGCCACGGUUCUUCAUGACAUGGAUAUCGUCGUUGAGUUCUUUCGGCGAAAGGGAAUCGUUCGCCGUGGAAAGCCUGUUCAAGUCUCAUCCGAACUCUUGUUUAGUUAUAGUAUCGAAAACGAUGGAUUCCGACGAAGGAAUAAACCGUGUUCUGAAACCGUUUUCGGAUUCGGGUUUCAAAGUUCUGGCUAUCUCGCCGGAUUACGAUUACGUUUUCAAAAACACUCCGGCUGAGGCUUGGUUUAACUUGUUGAAAACGGGUAAAGUCAAUCCGGGUGAGAUUCCUUUGGGCCAAAACCUCUCUAACUUGCUCAGAUUAGCUCUGCUUUACAAAUACGGCGGCGUUUAUACCGAUACGGAUAUGAUUUUCGUUAAGAGUUUUUCGAGACUGAAAAACGUUAUUGGAGCUCAAACCAUUGAUUUGGAAACGGGGAAAUGGAGUAGGCUAAACAACGCCGUUUUAGUCUUCGACAAAAGUCACCCUUUACUCUUCGAGUUCAUUAAGGAAUUUGCUCUAACAUUCGAUGGAAACAAAUGGGGUCACAAUGGUCCCUACCUGGUUUCGAGAGUUGUUUCAAGAAUAAUGAUCAAUAGUAGUUGUGUUUUCAGAAACAGUGGAAACGAAAAAUCCGAUUUCACAGUUUUGGCUCCUCCUGCUUUUUACCCAGUUGAUUGGAGCAGAAUUCAAAGCCUGUUUUCAAGUCCAAACGAUGAGUUUCAAUCCAAAUGGGUUGUGGGAAAGUUGAGGCAUAUAAGAACCAAGAGUUUUGUGGUUCAUUUAUGGAAUAGACAGAGUAAGAAGAUGAGGAUUGAAAAGGGAAGUAUUUUAGAUUAUAUUAUGUUAGAUAGCUGCGUUUUCUCUUGUAACAACAAUUCAUUAUUGGUCUCUUCUCUCUAAUUUAUGAGUGAGUGAGUUCUUUUACUUUUUUUAGCUAUAAAGGGCCAUAAAAAGAAUAAGAGUUUUGAUGAAAGUGUAAAAAUUGUCUUUAUACUACAGUGUUUUCAGUGUCGUUUAGCCUUUAUUAUAGACUAAUACAUAUAGAGAGAGCAAUGAAAAGAAAAAGAAAAAGGAUUGUGUAAUUUUGAUGUUCAUUCAUAUUUUCAUCACUAUUAUAGAUUUCAAUAGCCAAACCCUUUUCAACUUUUUCUCCUUUUUUAUUCCUUUUUCUUUAAAGAUAUUGAAAAUGAAAUGUUGCAUAUUAUUUUGUUGCACAUUCCAUAAUUAUAUGGUA
Messenger RNA from Humulus lupulus (European hop), 2171 nucleotides. RefSeq lists its product as uncharacterized. Lineage: Eukaryota; Viridiplantae; Streptophyta; Magnoliopsida; Rosales; Cannabaceae. The record is from RefSeq and is a predicted model, not a curated record. The coding region runs from base 329 to 1837 and encodes 502 amino acids. The transcript has a single exon.